Platichthys flesus (European flounder) is the source of this 11019-nucleotide messenger RNA. It is a transcript of the gene nav2a, whose product is annotated as neuron navigator 2a. The coding region runs from base 601 to 8172 and encodes 2523 amino acids. The record is from RefSeq and is a predicted model, not a curated record. Gene Ontology annotation, biological process: nervous system development; neurogenesis. Gene Ontology annotation, molecular function: ATP hydrolysis activity; protein binding. The transcript is spliced from 40 exons. Lineage: Eukaryota; Metazoa; Chordata; Actinopteri; Pleuronectiformes; Pleuronectidae.
CCCUCUCUCCUCUGCUCUCUCCUCUCCUCUUGGAGCUCGGUCUCUCCUCCCGUCCUCCUGAAGCGAUGGUGUGAUUAACAGGGCUCAGUGGGAGUGAAGCCGCUCUGCUUCCUAUAGGAUCCUCUGGCCAAUCGCUGACACUCGCUCUGUGCUGGGAACACGAUGAAGGAGACGCUCGCUCGGCCAUGAGGCAACUGGGAAUUCCUCCCACUGGGAACUGGGAUUUCUGAUUUUCUCUCCUGGACUUUUUCUCAUUUCCAUCUGGACAUAUAUGUUUUUCAUAACAUUUGGUGUCUGAAGCUCCUUGGAACCAGGAAGCAGGUGGGACUGGUGGAUUUUCAACCCCAGUGGGGGGUCGGGGGGGUCAGCUCACACCCCUGCUGAGAUCCAGCACCCAUAGAUUCAUCACACUCACUUCAAUCAGGUGCCGGAUCAGGUUCCAGAUCAGGUGCAUGUGUCAAUUUGGUCACACCUCGACACUCAGAGAAGCACCAGGACCCCAUGAGAGUUGAGGAGGAGUCUCAUUAACCAGCGUCAGGGUUUCCAGCUCGGCGUGACGGGGAGGGGAGAGCGUGUGGUCACCAGGCAGCUGAGGAGAAGAUGCCAGCCAUCCUGGUGGCCUCCAAGAUGAAGUCAGGACUCCCCAAACCCAAACCGGUGCACAGCGCCCGGCCCAUUCCCCAGCAGACCCCCAGCAGGCCGGCGGCUCUCGCUCUGCCUCCGGCACCCGUCAAGAGCCACAUCCCGUCCCUGGGCCAGCAGGUGGGGUCAGGACCCCCCCUGAGGAGCAAGGCUGCCGGGUCAGAGGCUGGAGACAACACUCAGAUCUACACGGACUGGGCCAACCAUUACCUCGCCAAGUCAGGGACCAAGCGUGUGAUCAAGGAUCUGCAAACAGACGUCACGGACGGAGUGCUGCUGGCCGAGAUCAUCCAGGUCGUAGCCAAUGAGAAGAUCGAUGACAUCAAUGGCUGCCCCAAGAGCCGCUCUCAGAUGAUUGAGAACAUCGAUGCCUGCCUCAGUUUCCUGGCAGCCAAAGGAGUCAACAUUCAGGGUCUGUCUGCAGAAGAGAUCCGGAAUGGAAAUCUGAAAGCCAUCCUCGGCCUCUUCUUCAGCUUGUCCCGCUACAAGCAGCAGCAGCAGCAGGCCCAGCGGCAGCCCCCCCUCCCGUCCCAGGGCGCCCACCCGCCCCUGAGCCAGCAGAGCAGCGCCCCGGCCCAGCUCGGCCACGCUCCGGCCCAUGGGACUCCGGCCCUCGCAGCCCAGAGAGCAGCGCAGGCCGACAUGCAGUCCAGGGAUGGAUCUCAGAGUAAACUACUCAAGUUUUCCCUCGGUCAGAAAAAGACCUCUAGACUUCCCGGCCCCACCACGAGGGCGUCCACUGCCGGCGGUGACAUCCCCCCCCGGGGCUCGGUCGGUGCUGCCGGGAACAGACGCAGCCAGGGCUUCAGUGACAAGACCAAAGCCAACUCGCACCUGAACAGAGAUUCCUCAGAGGGCCUGACCCCGCAGCCGUCGGUGAUGACUGAGCAUGCUCCGUCAUCUACGGUGACCGUCGGCUCCUCCACCAGCAUCCCCGCUGCUACCUCCACCCUGAUUCCUCCCUCGUCUUCAUCCACGUCCUCAUCCUCCUCGUCCACGGCCAUUCCCCAGCCGAACAGCAACAGCAAGCCGUGGAGGAGCAAGUCCAUGAGCUCCAAGCACUCGUCCUCCACCUCUCUGUCCUCCACCAGCACCCCCACGUCUGCCAUGCAGUCCGUCAAGCAGGAGAAAGACACCUCCUGCAAAACGGCUGCAGCAACCGAAGCUCCACCGAAGGCCGUCGCUCAGAGGUCGAUGCUGGAGAAGCUCAAGCUCUUCAACAGUAAAGGAAGCUCCAAAUCUUCCAACUCCUCCAAUGGAGGAGGGGCCCAGACUGAUAAUUCCGCCCCAGCCAGGCAGCUCGGAGCAGGGCAGGUGGAGACCGGCUCCAACACCGAUCUCCUGGGACAAGAUGAAGGUAACGUCAGACCGGGAAUGAACGGAACCAGCAACGGUUCAGCUCCAGGAGCGACUGUCUCCACAAUUGCCAGCAGCCCCAAAAUCGCCCUGAGGGGUAUCGCCCAGCGGACCUUCAGCAGAGCUAUGACUGCCAAGAAGAGCUCUGUCAAAGGCCUCGAGAAAGAAAAGGAGAAGGAGAGGGGGAAGGAGAAGGAGAAGGAGAAGGACAGAGGGAAGGAGGUGGGGAAACGCGCCUCGGUCCCUGACAGGACAGAGCUCAGGGGAGAGGACAUGAAGGAGGAAGUAUCGCCCGUCCCCUCAGACGCAGACAGCUCGAAUAAAAGGACGUCUAAAAUCGCCAGCUUCAUUCCCAAGGGGGGUAAAGCAGCGAAAAAGGAGAGUUCCACCCCUGCACACAGCGGAAUACCAAAGCCAGGAGGCAAAGCCCCGGGAGUGGGGGGCAAGGCCUCCUCAGUGAAGGAGGCAGGGGAGAGGCCUCGGAGCAUGCGGUUGGGGGGGGGCCUCGCCAUGCACCGCGGCCCCCUGGAAAGAGACAGGGACAGCAGACACUCCAGCUCUACCUCCAGCCUGGCCUCCAGCGAGGGCAAGAGCAGCGCCGCCCCUGUGGCCGGAGGCGGCACGACACAGAGCACAGCCAGCAACACGGUCAGCGUGCAGCUACCUCAGACCCAACAGCACCACAGCCACCCCAACAUGGCCACCGUCGCCCCUUUCAUGUACAGAUCCCAAACAGACGACGAGGGAACCGCCAGCACUGAAGGCGGCUCGGGGGGGAGAGGUGGAGACGUUGCCUUCACCAAGUCCGGCCAGCCCUCCAUCGAGGACCUCUCAGGUGAAGACCCGGAGACGAGGAGGUUGAGAACGGUCAAGAACAUCGCAGACCUGCGGCAGAACCUGGAGGAGACCAUGUCCAGCCUGAGAGGAACUCAGGUCACACACAGCACCUUGGAAACCACCUUCGAUGGCAGCGUCACCACAGACAUCAGCGGCGGCGGCGGCGGCAGCAGCAACAAUGGCGCCGCCGGUCGCAGCAUCCUCAGCCUCACCUCCAGCCGCCCCUCCCUGUCCUCAUGGCGACUGGGCCAGUCCAGCCCUCGUCUGCAGGCGGGCGACGCUCCCUCUUUGGGGAACGGCUAUGGUGGGCGGGUGGGCGGCGGCGGCGGAAGCCAGGCAGGACGCUACCUGUACCCCGGGCACCUCCGACGGCAGCUGGCCGGCAGAGGAGGAGCCAUUUGCAGCGUGGAGCUCGGAGACAGAGCCGGGGAGGACAUGGACCUGGACGGCAUCGCCAUGGAGGUCACGGGCUACAUGAGCGAUGGAGACGUGCUGACAAAGAACGCUGCUCGCACCGAUGAUGUCACCAGCGGAUACAUGACUGACGGAGGUUUGGGACUGUACACGCGGCGCCUGAACCGCCUGCCCGACAGCAUGGCCGCCGUCCGGGAGACGCUGCAUCGGAAGACGUCGACGGGGCAGGGAGAUGCUGACAGCUGGGAUGACAGCAGCUCAGUGAGCAGCGGCAUCAGCGACAACAUUGACACAGAUGACAUCAACACCAGCUCCUCCAUCUCCUCCUACGCCAACACACCGGCGGCACAGCGCAAGGGCCUCAACGCACAGCCUGUGACGGAUGCAGAGAAGCACUCGGCCUCCACCGCGCUGCACCAGGCCUGGUCGGGAGACGAGGUGAAGAGGCCAGACGGGGGGUCAGACAGCGGGGUCAGGAUGGAGCCGGGCUCCAAGUGGAGCCGCAGGACCACCUCCGACAUUUCAGACGAGUCGGACAAGGGCGGCUCGGGGAGGAAGACCCCCUCUGUGUCCCACACGGGCUCCUGGAGGAGAGGCAUGAGCACUCAGGUCGGGGUGACGUCCCCUCGGACUAAGAGCUCCAGCAGCACGGGCUCCUCGGGCCCCGUCGGCCUCAAGGGCCACAGCUCAGGUAAGACGGAUGACGUCAAGGUGUCGGAGAAAGGACGCGUGUCCCCUCGGGCUAACGGCCUCCACCGCUCGCCCUCGGACGCGGGACGCAGCAGCGGCGACGAGGCCAAGAAACAUUCCAUCUCCAGCAGCCGCGCGUCCACAACCAACGUCCUCACGCACACCCUCUCAGACCCACACUCGCAGACACACACGCACACCUCACGCACCCCCACCAGCACCUUUGGCUUCAAGAAGCAGGGCCAUGGGAUGGUGACCAUGGUCACGGCCAGCGGUGCCACAAUCACCAGUGGUUCGGCCACCCUGGGGAAGAUGCCCAAAUCGGGGGCGCGCUCACUAGCAGGAGGCCUGAAGGCCAGCGGGCAGGAGGGCGGGGGGGCCCUGGGUCACCACGAUGACGGCUUCCUGUCCAUGAGCGCCCGCUCCACGCUGCAGUACCGCAGCCUGCCGAGGCCCAGCCGCUCGGGGGCCGCCGCCCGCCACGGGAACCGCUCGUCCACCAGCAGCAUCGAGGCCGCCGUGCUCUCCGUCACGUCACACGGCAAAAACCACAUCAGCCUCGCCAAGGCCAACGGCUCGGGGGGGCUCCUGGCCAAUCAGACGGAUCGGGAGAAGGGAGUCUCGGACAUCGACACCCUGAGGGGCGGGGUCGUGAUGCAGGGGGGAGGAGCAGCGACUGUUCCUCUGACUGGGAGGCAGCAGGUCUCCUCACCCACGCUUCGCAGGUUGUUUGGUGGGAAGCCCGGUAAACAGGCUCCGGUCACCACGUCCGAGAACAUGAAGAACGCCACCGUUAUCUCCAACCCCCACGCCACCAUGAACCACGUGACCACGGUGCUGGAGUCGCCCGAUGGAGGCCUGGGAGGUGCAGACAGCGAGACCAGCAGCCCCCUGUAUGGAGGCAGGGCACUGGGAUCGGGUACUGGGACGCUGGGCAGCGAGCAGGCCUCCAGCCCCGGCUCAGUCUACUCCUCCACCGGCCCCUCCAACAGCCUCACAUGGGGCACCACCUUCAGCAGCUCCUCGGCCCCGAGCAGGGAGAGCACGCUGGGCGGCAACGGCGGGACGGGCAGCAUGGGCUACCCCUCCGUCAGCAGCAUGCACACCAGCAGCGAGUCCAUCGACAUGAGUCUAGGCAGCGUCGGAGGAGGAGCCGGCCACGGGACCCACAGGGAGGACACCCUGUCCGCACUGGGACGCACCGGCAGCGUCAAGACGGGCAUGUCUGAGAGUCCCCUCUCCUCCCCCACCGCUAGCCCCAUAUUCAGCCGAAACACGCUCCCUCGGAAGCAGGACAGCGGGACUCACUGUGGUAGAAACACUCUGCCUAAGAAGGGACUCAGGUACGGCCCCACGCCACAGCUGCGGAGCCACGAGGAGGCCCGUGAUUGGCUGCGCUCCCACUCCACCAGCGGGCUGCAGGAGUCGGCCAGUAACUCCCCGUUCUCCCCCGGCUCCAGCAUCACCUCCCCCUCCGGCACGCGCUUCAACUUCGCACAGCUCGCCUCCAGCCCGACCUCAGGAGCUCAGAACAACAUCGCCGGUCUGCGCAACAACAGCCUGACCAAUCAGGACGCGACCUUCGACCCCUGCGCCGACAACCGGCUGAGAAACUCCUGCAUGUCGCUGGACGAGAAGACUCGCACCAUGAGCCGCUCGGGCUCCUUCAGGGACGGCUUCGAGGAAGUUCAUGGAUCGUCUCUGUCCCUGGUCUCCAGCACGUCCUCCAUCUACUCCACGAACGAGGAGAAGUCUCAGUCGGAGAUCCGCAAGCUGCGCCGGGAGCUGGAUGCCUCCCAGGAAAAGGUUUCCGCCCUGACGACACAGCUGAGUGCCAACGCUCACCUGGUGGCAGCUUUCGAACAGAGUCUGGGCAACAUGACCAUCCGCCUGAAGAGUCUCACCCUGACCGCCGAGCAGAAGGACUCUGAGCUGAACGAGCUGAGGAAGACCAUCGAGCUGCUGAAGAAGCAGAACGCUGUGGCUCAGGCGGCCAUCAACGGAGUCAUCAACACACCUGAGCUCACGCCGAGACGGGACAGGACAGGCAGCAGCAAUGGGAGCCCUCAUCAGCAGCAGCAGCAGCAGCAGCAGCAGCAGCAGCAGCAGCAGCAGCCCGACCUGCGCAUCAGGAGGCAGCACUCGUCCGACAGCGUCAGCAGCAUCGCCAGUGCCACCAGUCAUUCCAGUGUGGGCUCCAACAUGGACGCCGACGCAAAGAACAAGAAGAGGAACAAGAAGAACUGGCUGCGAAGCUCCUUCAAACAGGCGUUCAGCAAGAAGAAGUCUCCCAAGUCGGCCUCGUCUCACUCGGACAUCGAGGAGAUGACGGACUCGUCUCUCCCCUCGUCCCCGAAGCUGCCCCACAACGGCACCUCCGCCGCCGGCCACAUGCUCCGGAGCACACACUCCAACUCCCUGUUGUCCGAGUGCCUGGACAGCGAGGCGGAGAUGGUGAUGCAGCUGCGGAGUGAGCUCCGAGAGAAGGAGAUGAAGCUGACCGACAUCCGCCUGGAAGCCCUCAGCUCCGCCCACCAGCUGGACCAGCUCCGGGAGGCCAUGAACCGCAUGCAGCUGGAGAUCGAGAAACUGAAGUCAGAGAACGCCUGUCUGAAGGUGGAGAACCACGGCAGCAGGACGGGCUCUCAGGCCUCCGUCUCCUCGUCUCCUCCCGCUCACACCAACAGCCACGCCUCGGGACCCGGACUGUCUCAGCACAGCCUCAACCUCACCACCAGCGAGUCCACCAGCCUGGACAUGCUGCUGGAUGACACCGGCGGAGAUGGAGGGAUGAGGAAGGAGGGGAGACACGUGAAGGUCGUGGUCAACCUGGAGGAGGACAGCAAGUGGGGAGAGGAGGGUCGGUCUCGCCAUUUCCUGAUCGGCUGCAUCGGCGUGAGCGGUAAAACCAAGUGGGACGUCCUGGACGGAGUGGUCCGCCGCCUCUUCAAGGAGUACAUCACCCACGUGGACCCGCUGAGCCAGCUGGGCCUGAGCUCGGACAGCGUGGAGGGGUACAACAUCGGGGAGAUCCACCGGCCCAGCAGCCUCAGCGCCGCCCGCACCCCCGAGCUGCUGCCCUGCGGCUACCUGGUGGGAGACAGCAACACCAUCAGCAUCCAGCUCAAAGGUGUGACCAGUAAGAACGUGGACUCGCUGGUGUUCAACACUCUGAUCCCGAAGCCGAUGCUGCAGCGCUACGUGUCGCUGCUGAGGGAGCACAGACGGGUCAUCCUGUCCGGCCCCAGCGGCACAGGAAAGACCUACCUGGCCAAUCAGCUGUCCCGACACCUUCUGCUGCUGGAGGGCCGACCUCUGACCCCUCGCGCCGUCGUCACCUUCAACGUGGACCACAAGUCCAGCAAGGAGCUACGUCAGUACCUGACAGGUUUGGCGGAGCAGUGCAGUGGAGUACCGGGGGUGGAGAGCCCCCUGGUGGUCAUUCUGGACAACCUGCACCACGUCAGCUCCCUGGGGGAGAUCUUCAACGGCCUCUUCAACUGCAACUCCAAGCACUGUCCGUACAUCAUCGGCACCAUGAGCCAGGCCACGUCAUCCGCCCCCAACCUGCAGCUUCACCACAACUUCAGGUGGGUGCUGUGUGCCAACCACAUGGAGCCGGUGAAGGGCUUCCUCGGCCGCCACCUGAGGAGGAAGCUGAUCGAGACGGAGAUCGCCAGCCGGACGCGCAACAUGGAGCUGGUGAAGAUCAUCGAGUGGAUCCCACGGGUCUGGCACCACCUGAACUGCUUCCUGGAGACGCACAGCUCCUCCGACGUCACCAUCGGACCUCGUCUCUUCCUGUCCUGUCCCAUGGACGUGGAGGGGUCCAGGGUUUGGUUCACUGACCUGUGGAACUACUCCAUCAUCCCCUACAUGCUGGAGGCGGUGCGGGAGGGGCUGCAGCUGUACGGCCGCAGGGCCGCGUGGGAGGACCCGGCCGCCUGGGUGAUUGACACCUACCCGUGGUCAGCCACGCCCACUCCAGCGGAAUGGCCCCCCCUGCUGCAGCUGCGCCCGGAGGACGUGGGGUUCGAUGGCUACUCGGCCCCGAGGGAGGGAGUUAGGAAGGAGCCCCCCCAGAGCGACAGCGACGCAGACCCACUGAUGAACAUGCUGAUGCGUCUGAAGGAGGCGGCCACGUCGUCCAGCCCCCAGAGCUACGACAGCGACUCCAACAGCAACAGCCACCAGGACGACAUCCUGGACUCGUCUCUGGAAUCGACCUUGUGAUGUCACCAAAACGCCGGUUUCACGUUUUCAGGAGAAACUUUUUUAAAUAGGGAGCGUUCUCACUGUGAGAGCAUUAGAAUCCAGCCACCUUAAUUUGGGUGCAGGUAACCCAAAUAUUUAAAAAGAAGAGUAAAGUUAAGAUAACAUUUCAGAAAGCGGACAACAGAGGUUUCUACUGAACUGUUCAGUUCGUCCUUAUUUCUUUUCUCACCGCUGUGGCCCCGGGCUCCCGUCAGGAGCCUCACGUCAGACAGACAGAAUAAAGCACACAGGCAUCCUCAUGUCCCCCAUCGUCCAGCCAUCAGCACCAGCCAGGACUCGUCUGUCCUCCACCGGGACGCAGCUCCGGCUCAUCAGGCCAAGAGGCUCCUGGUCCUGCACAGCCGCAGUGCGCCUGCGCCGCCUGCAGAGGGCGAUACAGGCCCUGGUCUGCAUGGGAAAAGCACAGAGGAGGAAGCUGCUGACUCUGGAUGGAAGCACAGCCCCUUUCUGCUGGAGGAAGAGUUAAGCAAAAGUGAGCGUCCUGAAACUCUCACUUUCAAAAGCUCCUGAGAACAACACGUGUCCCUAAAAAAGAAUUAAAGGUCCAGCGUGUAAGAUUCAGGUGAAAGGGAUCCAUUGACAGAAAUUGAAUAUGAAAUAAUCCUAGUGAUGAUUUCACGAGUGUGUUUCAUCUAAAUUGUAAAAAUUGUUGUUUUCUUUACCCAGGAACAGCCCCUUUAUAUUUAAAUACUUUAUAUUUACAUCCCUUCCACGGAGGCUGCCAUUUUUUUUUACAGUAGCCCAAACCGGACAAACUAAACCCUUUGAGUUUUUAAGACGACUGAACUCUACACACUGAACCUUUAAGAAAGCACAAGUAAAAAGGCGAGUUUCUGAGUUAUAUUCAUAGCCAGUGGAGAAAUGGUUGAGAUAUAAACACGUGUGCAACAAAGACCAACUCUGCUGCAACAUUGCUUCAUCCAAACAGGGGAAAUAAAUAAUCUCUCCAAACUGAGGAGACAAGCUCGGUCAGCUCAACCAGACAUUCUCACCACAAUCCCACUGACGCUCUUUCUUCGGCUGUCCACACAUCACACGGUGCAUUCCAUCAAGGUCCCCAGUGGUCGCGUCCGGCCUCGUGGAUGAGAAUCCAUUGUUCCAGCAGAGAGUCGUUCUUUUUGAAAUGCAGCAAAAAAAAACUUUCAUUCGCACAAAACACAACUCAGACCCACUGGAAAUUUCUUGUCCAGUGCAACAUCUGUGGCUAAUUUGACAAAGCCAACGAGAACAGAAUUGAAUUUACAAAAAUCCCUUUUCGUCUUCCUUUUCACAAAGGAGCAAAGACUUUGACUGUGGCUUAAUUUCUCCUUUGAACUAUAACAGUAUUUGAGGUAAAUGUCAUUUUCUACCCGUUUCUGUGCAGUUUCACAAACGACGCCUCCACCAUUUCUUGCUUUAACCUCUCAGCACAUUUGUGGCCCAAACAGGCUUCUGUAGCACAGGUCUCCUUCUCGGUGCUGGACUGAAUCCCAUAUCAAACAAUGCCUUACUUCUUCUUCUUUGAGUUUUGUUUUCGGACAGACUAUGUGCAUUCGCUGAGUCUUUAUACGUCUGAACGGCUGUAGACUGUAACUCACAGGGCUCCGAGGCGACUCUGCCCUUGAGCAGCGUCAACCUCUCAUCAUAUCAAACACCAGUGGCCGUGGUCGUGGAGGAGGAGACGGGACAGAGAAGCAGCACUUUGGGGUUUGCAGGUUCAGUCGUCUGCUUGCAGGAGCCGGUGCUGAGAAGCUGGUGUAGAUAUGUGGACCACUAGCAGGAAAGAGAAACAUAUAAAUGUGUGUGUUGUGUGUGUGUGUGUGUGUGGGGGGGGGGGUUUGGUGCUGGACGUGAGAAGGCAGGUUGACUGGAUGAGGGAAGUUUAAGAUGUCUUGAUUUUAUACCUCAUCCCCAUCCUCUAACUUUGCUUUCUCCCACGCCCAUCGUCUGUGUCGUGUGUUUUUUGUGAUGAACAAAACUAAUUAAGUGAGAUCUAGUGUAUAUGCUGCUUUGUUUAUAGACAUAUAUAACUAAUCGGAGGUUUAAGAUAUAAAAAAGGUUCUUGUGGUUGAGCGAGGAUGUAAAAAAAACUGAAAAAAAACGGCUUCACAUCAUUUCUACGGCUCAAAGAUAAUAAAGUCUUUCAGCUACUUCUUUGUUUCUGCCUCCUGGGACGGGCAGGGGGGGGGGGGGGGGGGGGCAGCUUCCAUCACUUUCAGUGUUUUUGUCACCGAUGCUAUGCAAAGUUCAUUCUUAUCUCCAAAUGGAAGCCAAAACGUGCAUUUGUCCCCCCCGAGCAGAUUGCAGCACUGCCGAGACGUACAGCUUGGAAUGAGAUUUGUAUUUUUGGGGGGUUUGUGGCAGAAGUUCUUUGUCCAUGUGUGUGUCUGUGUGUGUGACUGUGUGUGUGUGUGUGUGUGUGUGACUCCCAGAGAAUCUCCUGCUGCAGUCCCUGUAAGCACAAAGAGACGGACUCUUAUCUUGUCUGCUCUCGUUGUGGAAGCAUCAGACCCGUCAGUCGGUUUAUUACCCACAAACUCGAUGAAUGUUCAGCCUUCUUUGCUAUGUACAUUUUUUUCUAUAUAUGUAACAUAACUCUGUAAAUAGUUGGUUAUCCUGCAGCAUUUUGAUGACUUUUUCUAGACGAUUUGUUACGGUACUUGAAAAGAAAAGGAAGUAUUUUGUGUACAGUCUCUUUACAUCAGAGCAGAUCGAUGCCGUUUGUCAUCACCGGUCUGUCCAGGGCUCGGAGAAUUGAAUCUGAUAUCACUGUACUAGUCUUAAGUUAUUGUGAUUCAAUAAAAUUUAUGAUUAUUUAUGAUUUAA